Penicillium daleae is the source of this 2631-nucleotide messenger RNA. RefSeq names its product F-box and WD domain protein. The coding region runs from base 1 to 2631 and encodes 876 amino acids. Gene Ontology annotation, biological process: brain morphogenesis; microtubule organizing center organization; vesicle transport along microtubule. The transcript has 2 exons. Lineage: Eukaryota; Fungi; Ascomycota; Eurotiomycetes; Eurotiales; Aspergillaceae. Gene Ontology annotation, molecular function: microtubule plus-end binding; dynein complex binding. Gene Ontology annotation, cellular component: neuron projection; kinetochore; cytoplasmic microtubule. The record is from RefSeq and is a predicted model, not a curated record.
AUGGAGGAAGAUACUGGAUCGGACUCGCUAUCCCGCCCGGCUUUGCGGCUGCAGGUGACCACCUUCUCUGGAUAUACCGCUCCGUCUCUGUCACCGGCCUUCAAGUUGGAUGAGGGCUACUCGGAUGACACACGGAGCCAGUCAGACAAGGAUCUGCCAUCCGACAAUGUCAUGUCGCUUCCAGAAUGGGUUUUAGCCCAGAGUGAGGCCGACCGAGCUGAAUUCGCCUACAGCUUGCUUCGUUCUCUCUCAACUGCCACCCUCGCUGGCGUCGUCGACCGUCUGAAUCCCCUUCUCCACAUGGACCCCGUUGUGAAAUUACCACCCGAGCUCACCUUCCAAAUAUUCUCAUAUCUUGAUCCCCGCACACUCUUGACGGCGUCGCUCGCGUCUCGCUCAUGGCGCAGUCGAAUCCUAGACUCCGGUCUGUGGCGCGUGCUGUACAUUAAUGAGGGCUGGCGAGUUGAUACGCGCGCCAUUCGUAACUUUGAGCAAGAGCAUGCCGAAGCGAUGUCACCUCAGACCCGCCGUUCUCGACCUCGGUAUUCGGAACCGGAUCUGGGUGAACCAAAGCACAAGAGGCGCGUGCCACCCUCGUGGUAUGACACACGUGGUGCGGACGGUCAGGGAUCAUCGACUGGCAAGGUUGGACCAGACAGCGAGGGCGACCACCACAUGGCUGAUGCGAGCGAUCGAGGAACGCAUACAUCCCUCGAGAAAGCAGGGCUUGCGUCGCCAAGUCUUGCUCACAACUCAAUCUCAUUCCUCCAGCCACCUUUGAAGUCGUCACUACUCACGCGAACGCCGAAUGGACCUGUUAGGGUGAAUUGGGUGCAUCUCUACAAGCAGCGCCGACGUCUCGAAGCCAAUUGGCACCACGGCCGGUUUACGAAUUUCCAACUGCCGCAUCCGUCCUACCCGGAGGAUGCGCACCAAGAGUGUGUCUAUGCUAUACAGUUCCAAGGGAAAUGGCUGGUCAGUGGGAGCCGGGACAGGACGGUACGAGUUUGGGAUUUGGAGACCAAGCGACUCUGGUACCGCCCACUUCUCGGACACCUUAAAUCAGUAUUGUGCCUGCAAUUCGAUCCGAGCCCCGAGGAAGAUGUCAUUAUUUCUGGCAGCAGCGACAAAAGUGUGAUUCUGUGGAAGUUCUCGACGGGCCAGAAGCUCCAUCAAAUUACUAAUGCCCAUGCUGAUUCAGUGCUGAAUCUCAAGUUCGACCAUCGGUUCUUAGUAACUUGCUCGAAAGAUAGAACCGUCAAGGUGUGGAAUCGACACGAGCUAUUGCCCAACGAUGAGGACUAUCCCCGGAUUUGCAAAGGCGGUGGUGCCAGCUAUCCAUCAUAUAUCAUCGACCUCAAUGACAUUGCCCCCAACAUGCUCGAGGCCAGCAUUGCCAACGGACAAAUCAAGGCCUUGAAGGCCUACUCUCUGCUUAUGAUCGUUGAGGGCCAUGGAGCUGCUGUCAAUGCAAUGCAACUUCAUGGCGACGAGAUUGUGACCGCAUCUGGGGACCGCAUGAUCAAGGUCUGGAAUAUUCGCAACGGCACCUGCUUGAAGACUUUGAUGGGCCACGAGAAGGGCAUUGCGUGUGUUCAAUUCGACAGUCGCCGCAUCAUUAGUGGUAGCAACGAUAAUACAGUGCGCAUCUAUGAUCAUAUCUCUGGGGCGGAGGUGGCUUGUUUGCGUGGACACAACAACCUGGUCCGUACAGUGCAGGCAGGGUUCGGCGAUCCACCCGGUGCUGAUGAAGCUCUGCGGAUGGAGGCAAUGGAGGUCGAGACUGCUUUCUGGAAAGCCCGGCAAGCAGGUGCACCUGUGCACCUUGGCACCAGCGCGUUGCGUCGCGCUGGAUACCAUUCGAACACCGCUGGAUCUAGAGACCCCCGUGAUAUUCGAGCUCUUGGGGCCAAGAUUCCUCCUGGUGGCGGAGGCAGUGCCUGGGGCCGUAUUGUGUCAGGCUCCUACGAUGAAUCAAUUUUGAUCUGGCACAAGGACCGCGACGGCGCAUGGUCGAUCGGCCACAGGCUGCGCCAAGCGGAUGCCGCAGCUAAUGCAGCUCGAGGGAAUUUGAGCGACGCAGCACGAGCUGCUAUACAAGCACAGGUUCGACACCUGCAAGCGGCUCAAGCGGCUGUAGCUGCACCCACAGUCCAGCAAGCUCGGGUAACUCAGAACACCAACCAGCCUACCGAUCAAGACACUGUCGAAGAUACACCAACGCCGCCCGCUACAGACAACAAUUCUCCAAUCUCUCCAGCACCCCAAGAUGAUGGUAAUGCUGUCGCCGGGCCAUCAACUGCUCCCCCCGCCACGACUGCUGGCACUGCUGCCAAUCUUCCUCCUCAACCCACACAGCCUGCUGUAGCUGCAGCACCACCUCCAAUGCAUCCUCCAGCCGCAGUGGUAGCGGCAGCAGCAACAACCAUUCCAGCUCAACUAGGUGCUGCACAGCAGUUCCACCACCCUCAUCGCAAUCGGGUUCCGCCUCCCACAUCAAGAGUAUUUAAAGUCCAAUUUGACUCACGCAAGAUCGUCUGCGCGAGCGUGGACCCCCGUAUCGUCGGCUGGGACUUUGCAUGCGGUGAUGAGGAGAUCCUGGAAGCAUGCCAAUUCUUCCAGGGCCUCUGA